AUGGAUAGCUAUCAUAAAUUGGAAAAGAUCGGAGAAGGGACUUAUGGCGUAGUGUACAAAGCUCAGAACCCGCAUGGUGAAAUGUUUGCCCUAAAAAAAAUCCGAGUUGAAGAGGAAGACGAAGGAAUUCCUUCAACUGCAAUACGAGAAAUCAGUUUGCUAAAAGAGCUUCAUCACCCAAACAUAGUUAGACUAUGCGAUGUCAUUCACACGGAGAAGAGAUUGACCCUAGUAUUUGAAUAUCUCGAUCAGGAUCUAAAGAAAUUACUCGACGUUUGUGAUGGUGGGCUUGAACCCAGCACGACUCGAUCCUUUUUAUACCAGCUACUCUGUGGAAUUAGCUACUGCCACCAACAUCACAUUCUGCACAGGGAUUUAAAACCACAAAAUUUACUAAUUAACAGGGAAGGGGCGCUAAAAUUAGCGGAUUUUGGUCUUGCGAGGGCCUUUGCAAUUCCCGCACGCAGCUACACUCAUGAAGUGGUUACGCUUUGGUACCGUGCCCCGGAUGUUUUAAUGGGAUCACAUAAAUACUCCACGCCAGUAGAUAUUUGGAGUGUGGGCUGUGUAUUUGCAGAAAUGGUUAAUGGCAAACCUUUGUUCCCGGGUGUAUCGGAGGAGGACCAGCUAAAUCGAAUUUUUAAGUUAUUAGGGACACCAAACAUAGAAACUUGGCCACAGCUAUCAGAAUUGCCAUCUUAUAACCCAGAAUUCUCAAAAUAUGACUCUCAGCCUCUUCAAAAUUUCAUUCCCAACCUGGGAGAUUUGGGAAUUGAUUUAUUGAAGUGCAUGCUGAAAUUAAAUCCACAGGAACGGAUAACUGCCAAGGAUGCCCUACUUCAUCCAUAUUUUGAUGAUAUACCUGAAGAAUUGAAGGUUAAUAGUAGAUUUUGA
Messenger RNA from Babesia microti strain RI, 894 nucleotides. RefSeq names its product Protein tyrosine kinase. The record is from RefSeq and is a predicted model, not a curated record. Gene Ontology annotation, cellular component: cytoplasm; nucleus. Gene Ontology annotation, biological process: protein phosphorylation. NCBI's taxonomy places the organism in Eukaryota, Apicomplexa, Aconoidasida, Piroplasmida, Babesiidae. Gene Ontology annotation, molecular function: ATP binding; cyclin-dependent protein serine/threonine kinase activity. Bases 1 to 894 code for a protein of 297 amino acids. The transcript is spliced from 5 exons.